AUGGGACAGAACGCGAGCCAUCUGCAAAGUGCGCGUGAUGAAGCACCGCAAUCCAAAGGCAGCGGUCUGGCUUCCGAGUUGUCCUUCGUGGAUGUCCGGCCUGCUGCAGAGGAACAAGGCCCAGGAGACGAGCAGCGGGAAAGUGGCCCAGAAAGCCAAAAGAGAAUCCCAGACAAGUUCCAGCGCUUAGCGAUGCUUGGGCAUCUGGAAGUGGACACCGAGAUCGCUCGAGGCCUCUCUUUGCGAGAGUCUCUCAGGCAGGGUGGGCGGCUGUGGCUGACUGCUCCUGGCGAUUUGAGCGACAAGUCCCGUGCAGAACUUUGGAGCCGAUCACGGCCGGUGCAACAUUUCGACAUGUUCAUUUCCCACACCUGGAAGACUUCCGGGAAGUGGAAGCUCCUGUCGCUGUUGUUUCAUUCAGGCUCGCAGAAAGUACUUGUGAUCUGGUUCACUACAGUGAUUGCAGUGUUAUCGCUCACAAUUCUUGGAGUUCUGCCUGCACCUUGGCGGAUCGAGGCCCAUGCAAUGGAAUUCAAGGCCAUGUGUCCCGUAGGACCAUGGAUAGAACUUGCAAGUUUUGUUGCCACCUUUGCUGGCUUCAUAGCAUCACCGUACCUCCCCAGUAUGCCGCGGCCGCGUGACACCUGCUUUUUGGAUGUAGCUAGCAUCCAUCAGACG
This is a messenger RNA of Symbiodinium necroappetens, 678 nucleotides long. The record is from the annotation of a GenBank genome assembly. NCBI's taxonomy places the organism in Eukaryota, Dinophyceae, Suessiales, Symbiodiniaceae.